This is a messenger RNA of Oldenlandia corymbosa var. corymbosa, 1597 nucleotides long. NCBI's taxonomy places the organism in Eukaryota, Viridiplantae, Streptophyta, Magnoliopsida, Gentianales, Rubiaceae. The record is from the annotation of a GenBank genome assembly.
GCAACCGUUGUCUAUUCGAUGAAAGUUCAAAAAGUCUACGUGAAGUUCAUCUAUCUACUAUGUAUAUUGUAUUGAUGCACUCGUUGUAUUGCUACUUUUCAAGGGGUUAGUUGUGAAAUCUUUUAAUUUAUGCUUCAUUGAAAAAUAAUUCAUUUUGUGUUAGUAUAUGAUAAGUUACACUUUUUUUUUUUUUUUGGCAGAGGGAGUAUAUAUAAAUUAAUCCAAACACAUAACAGCCUAGCUAUCUAUAUAGUUAAAGACCAUUAGUUAUACUACUUCAAGUCUUCUACCUUCCAAGUCUACUUUCCAAAGUUCAAUUUAAUUUCUUGUGAAUUUCCAACAAACCGACAAUAUGAUGGUUACUUGACAGAAUUUGAAGAAGAGAUAUGGAUUGCAGGAAAUUCAAGAUAACACUUUUAUCAGCAAACGAUUUAGAAGAUGUUCGGAAACUCUUCAAGAUGAAAGUUUAUGCGAGGGUUUCCAUCGGAAGCAACCCGGAGACGGAGAAGAGGACGCCGCCGGACAAGCACGGCGAAGUCAAUCCGGCGUGGAAUUUCACUCUGAAUUACACGAUAAACGAAACCAUGUUGCAUGAUUACAACAACACGCUGGUCAUCAAGCUGUAUUGCAAGAGGAAGCUAGGUGACAGGUACGUAGGGGAAGUUCAUGCGUCCAUGAAAGAUUUGUUUGAUUACUCAAAACAAAUUGGUGGAAGUGCUGUGGUGACUCAUCCUGUGUUGAAGGGUUCUGUGCCUUCUCAAGGGGUUUUGAGAUUUUCUUACAAAUUUGGUGAGAAGGUGAGCAUUGAUAAGCAACUUCUGAUUGAUAAUAUUGAUGAUUGGAGCUUGUUCAAGGGCUGAAAUUAAUUUUGAAGUUGGGAUUUAUCUCAUGAUAAUCUCCUCUAUAUAUCAUGCUUGUAUGCUUGGUAAUGAAUCUAAGAAGAUAGGAUGGUAGAAGAAAGAGUGAAGAACUUUUCGUUGAAUUCAUACAGUAAAAUGAUUUUAAAAGUGGCGUACUAAUGAUAAUGAUCUUGUUAUUUAUAUGUUUCAACCUUUUAAUAGGGGUUGUAAUGAUUUUGUCUUCUCAUUUUUAUCACAUCUUUGUUUGAGUCAUUUUGCUGUAUGAAUUCACUGAUUAUCAUUGGUUGAAAGAAUUAUGUACAUAGUCUUGAGAACAGAUUCCAUGGCAGCAUUGGGUUUGAAGAAAUUGUAUGAAUUAGUUCACUAUGAGCUUUUAACUUCCUUUGAUAAAUGAUGUAUAUAUUCAUUUUCCCUUUUUGUUUUUCUUCCAUUUAUUUUUAUUUUAAAGAAUAAACGUUGGUAAAGAGGAACAAAAACCCACAUCCCCUCCGCACAAACACCCACACGCAAAAUCCACAGAGUUUUAUUUCUCCGAUUUGGGAUAAAUUAAUCCGAUUUGCAUCUUUCUUGUACAAAGACGGCUGUAAGAAUAUAAAAUGACUUAAAGUGUGACAUUUUGUUUUAUUGACGCAAUAAAGAGGACCAAAUUAAUCUAGAUCAUGAUUAUUAUAAACAAUAUUAUUUGGGGAAAAUAAAAUAUGACAUGUUGUAACCAUGACAGUUUCUAAACGAUAAAU